CGUCGGUGUUUCUCCACCCCUGCUGAAUCGUCAUCGUUGUCCUAUUUUGAGAAAAAAGAUCUCACAGUAUUUUUGUAUAUUAGUAUCAUAGAAAACCAUUAAAAGAAAACACUUGUAUUACCAGUAAAAGCAGCCCAGCAGCGCCGACCACUGAAACAAUAUCCCGAGCAAGCACGAGGAGCGGAGAAAAGAACACACAAAACCAAACAACUGCCCCUGCCCCGAUUUCGUGAAUCACCAACGGAAUUAUGGAACAAACACAGAUUACAGAUGCAGAAAAGGUGCGCAUUGUGUCCGACUUCAUUCUGCACGCUCCGCCCGGCGAGUUCAACGAGGUGUUCAACGAUGUACGCGAGCUCCUCAAGAACGACGCCCUGCUGAAGGACGGUGCCAGCCACGCCUUCUCACAGUACAACAAGGACCAGCUGACACCGGUGCGCAUCGAGAACAGCAACCACAGCGCCAUCAUUUCGGAGUUCAACGAUUUGGGCAACGGUCGCUUCUAUGAUCCACGCACAAACAAGGCCUUCAAGUACGACCACCUACGGAAAGAGGCCUCCGACUACCAGGAUGUGGAUGCGGAUGCCAAUGCGGAGACCUGGAGGGCGGCCCUGGAUCUGGAGACGCUUGCAUACACUGCCAAUCACUAUAGGCACGGGGUCAGCUCCGUGUUUGGAAAGUCGCAGGGCAACCAGAUUACGCUCACCAUUUGCAUUGAGGACCACCAGUUCCAGCCGAAGAACUACUGGAACGGCAGAUGGCGGUCGCAGUGGCACGUCACCUUCCAGGCGGGCAGUGGCUUGGCCGAGCUGAAGGGCGUGUUGAAGGUGCAGGUGCACUACUACGAGGACGGCAACGUUCAGCUGGUGUCCUCGAAGGAGUGCCGCGAGAGUGUUGUGAUCACCAACGAACAGCAGAUGGCCAAGGAAGUGAUGCGCCUCAUCGAAGAGGCUGAGAACGAGUACCAGUUGGCCAUUUCGGAGAAUUAUCAAACGAUGUCGGACACGACUUUCAAGGCAAUGCGCCGCCAGCUGCCCAUAACCAGGACCAAGAUCGACUGGAGCAAAAUCGUCUCGUACAGCAUUGGCAAGGAGCUGAAAACGCAAUAAGACCAGGAGCUGCAAGCGGAAGCGGAACCAGAGGGGACAGCACAGCAGUCGACAAAGCGGCCCAACAGUCUUCCACUUGCAAUGGCCAAGCGAGAUAUGUAACUGAAAAAUAGCAGCAUUAAAAUUAUAACAUCCCGAGCAACGAGCAGGAACGCGACACACGCAGAAGAUGAAACAGGAUCACGAAUACAAGUUAAAACUAAAUGUCUGUAAUUUGCCUAUACACAUACACACAUACAACAUAUACAUACAUGCGUACAUAUAUAUAUACAACGUGUAUUUACAAUGUGUUAUAUACUAUAACUAACGAUGAAUGCACUGCACUGCACAUGCAUAGCUGCAUAUAAAUUUAAUUACGAUCAGAGAUGAUUCAAUUAAAUGAGUUUGGACAAUGAAUGAUGCGCUGUUGCCUCGUUUGGGUUACACUCGCCACCAAUUGUCGCCUUUAUCGUUUAAGAAUGAGCAUUAAACGCGGUUUUUAUCAUGUACGAGUACUCUGACUUAUGUAUUGUAUUAUUCUAAUUUUAAACAAUCAUCAACAAACACAAGAUCAGUGCACUAUAUGUAUGAGCAGCGUAGCUCGUGUGUGGGCCCAUCCCGUCCCGUCCAAUUGUAAGAAUGCUUAAUUUGGACAAAACACUUGGAACUGCGCCUCCGAUUGAAUGUAUUUCAACUAUUAUUAGAGCCUGUCUCAUGCAUAGUAGUCCACUUAGUACUACCCACAUUCAUCCCGUCAAGUUUUCUCAACUCAAACGCUUCCCCCAUUACCCGAACAUUAUUAGCAUAGGCAGCUAAGUAAAUGACAUUUUAGCCAGCUUUUCAUCAACAAAAGACUUUGAUUUUUUAACAAACAACAACAAUAAUAAAUGUGUAAUUAAAAUACCUUAAAUAUGAAACAUUUAAGAUUGCUUGAAUUAGUCAAAUUUAAUAAGAAUAAACUAACUAAAUCG
Molecule: messenger RNA, 2059 nt
Organism: Drosophila obscura
Lineage: Eukaryota; Metazoa; Arthropoda; Insecta; Diptera; Drosophilidae
Gene: cpa
Product: F-actin-capping protein subunit alpha
Exons: 3
Coding region: 249-1109 (286 amino acids)
Biological process (GO): actin cytoskeleton organization; barbed-end actin filament capping
Cellular component (GO): actin cortical patch; F-actin capping protein complex
Molecular function (GO): actin filament binding
Source: RefSeq, a predicted model, not a curated record